GACAUUUAUAACCAUUCGUGUCGUUCUUCUUGGCUGUCAGUUGCUUGUCUCCUUUCUGUAUUCCUCUUAAUUUUAUGUGUAUAUGACUUUUCUUAUUCUAUCUUAUGUAUAUAUUUGUCUGCUACAUUUCGCAAACGCCAUUCAAAAUGGUACCGUUGUUCCAAACGGUUCUCAAUACCCCUUCUAUGCAGCCAUAGGAAAUCCCCGUCUAUGUGGAGGCACCUUUAUAUCGUUCAAUCCCACUUGGGUUCUCACUGCUGCACAUUGUUUCGUUAAUGUAUCGACCUCAUCGAAUGGCUCAUAUUACGUCAUGUACGGGAACGCUACUAGGUCAACAUCACAAAUUGCCACCAUAGAAAGUUGGACUAUACACCCACAGUAUGCCCAAAAUAAUUCCAACUACGGCUAUGAUAUUGCUGUGGUUAAAAUCGCCAACAACUCCAUCAAAGCCAGCUCUGGAGUUUCAAGGGCUCCACUUGUCUCCAAUGCUGCAUCUCUCACAGUCGGCCAACAAAGCUGGAUAAUGGGAUACGGAUUUACGUCCAUAGGCGGAAAUGAAUCAUCUUCACUUAGAACUAUAAAUGAAACGAUAUCGUAUGUAGACUCAGAUGCGUCUGACCUGAUUAAAGCAAAUACAGCGCCCUAUUCUGGCGUGUGUCAUGGAGACUCCGGUGGACCUUUGGUUGUGCAACAAGAUGGCAUAUGGAAAGUCGUUGGAGUGACGGCCAGAAUAUUGAAUGCAUAUGACCCUAUACCCAACUCUCCAACAUGUGCUAUCUCCUAUAACGAAAUGCAGCAGUCCGAGGAUGGAUAUGUCAACGUUGCAUACCAACUGAACUGGAUAACCAGCGUAACUGGUCUGAGCGUUGAUCAACUUACUGCGGCGCCAUCUGGGGUCAACGGUAGUAACAACACAUCGGCAUCAUCGCCAGACAGUGAAGGCUAUCAAACAACCAGCAGCGCUACAAAUGACUUCAGCCCUAAUGCUUGUCGUGUCACAUUUUUCUUGCUUGGGCUCUGGUUCGCUCUUUCCUGAACGGGGGGUCGACUGAUGGGAUGGAUAUGAAUUUGUCAAUAACCCGCACCUCCUGGCUAAUCUCGAGACAUUGUACCAGAACACAAAAUUAUCAGCAUUGGGCCAUGUACAUGUG
This is a messenger RNA of Umbelopsis ramanniana AG, 1151 nucleotides long. RefSeq lists its product as uncharacterized. Bases 83 to 1036 code for a protein of 317 amino acids. The transcript has 2 exons. NCBI's taxonomy places the organism in Eukaryota, Fungi, Mucoromycota, Umbelopsidomycetes, Umbelopsidales, Umbelopsidaceae. Gene Ontology annotation, biological process: proteolysis. The record is from RefSeq and is a predicted model, not a curated record. Gene Ontology annotation, molecular function: serine-type endopeptidase activity.